UCACACUUUUUAUAUUAUUAUUAUUAUUAUUAUACAGAGAGAGAGAAGUGUGUGAAAGGAACACUGAUUUUGAUUGCGUGCAUGCCAAUUUUCUGAAGUACCAACCCCAAAUUCCUACUCCUCAUUAAACCCUACCAAUUUCUCACUCUAAUCCGAGUUGAUGGGAUCGGGGGGACCAUUCUCCGCUCAGAAACGCCUUCCGACGACCAACGGCGGAGCGCGGGGGCGGGGCGGGCCUCUGCUGCUGCGGGGGCGGCAGAUCAAUAAGACGCUCCACAACAUUAAGAUCACUAUCCUCUGCGGCUUCGUCACGAUUCUCGUCCUGCGCGGCACAAUUGGGAUCGGGAGCCUCGUUACCUCCGAAGCCGACGCCGAGAAUCAGCAUCUGAUUGAGGAAACCAAUCGGAUUCUGGCGGAGAUCCGAUCCGAUAAGGACCCGAGCGACCCGGACGAGGGGCAGGAGCGGUUUCUGAGCCUGAAUGAUACUUUCAGUUUGGGGCCGAGGAUCAGCAAAUGGGACGAAGAUCGUAAGGUAUGGCUUGAGAAAAACCCCCAAUUUCCGAAUUUUGUUAAGGGAAAACCUAGGAUUUUGCUAGUGACUGGCUCGCAGCCGACUCCUUGUGACAAUGCAAUUGGCGAUCAUUAUCUAUUGAAGGCUCUGAAAAACAAGAUUGAUUACUGUAGGAUUCAUGGAAUUGAGAUUUUGUAUAACAUGGCUCAUUUAGAUAAGGAAAUGGCAGGGUAUUGGGCUAAAUUGCCGCUGCUCCGCCGCCUGAUGCUGUCGCAUCCGGAGGUGGAGUGGAUUUGGUGGAUGGAUAGUGAUGCUCUGUUCACAGACAUGGUGUUUGAGAUUCCGGUUUCCAAGUAUAAGGAUUACAACAUGGUCAUCCAUGGCUACCCUGAUUUGCUCUUCGAUCAGAAGUCGUGGAUUGCGUUGAACACGGGCAGUUUCCUGUUCCGGAACUGCCAGUGGUCGUUGGAUUUGCUGGACGCAUGGGCGCCAAUGGGGCCCAAGGGUCCGUUGCGCGAGGAGGCUGGGAAGAUCCUGACUGCCAGUCUCAAGGGGCGGCCCGCGUUUGAGGCGGAUGAUCAGUCUGCUUUGAUAUACCUGUUCCUUUCGCAGAAGGAGCGGUGGAUGAGCAAGGUGUAUGUGGAGAAUAGCUUUUACUUGCAUGGGUUUUGGGAGGGGUUGGUGGAUCAGUACGAGGAGAUGAUUGAGAAGUACCACCCAGGAUUGGGAGAUGCGAGGUGGCCGUUUGUGACGCAUUUUGUGGGGUGCAAGCCCUGCGGUAGCUAUGGGGAUUAUCCGGUGGAGAGGUGUUUGAAGAGUAUGGAGAGAGCUUUCAACUUUGCGGAUAAUCAAGUUUUGAACUUGUAUGGGUUUAGGCAUAGGGGGUUGGUGAGCCCAAAUAUUAAGAGGAUCAGGAAUGACACUGUUGCUCCUUUGGUGAAUGUAGAUCAGUUUGAUAUUCGGCAUGCAGCUCGCCACACUACUGAACCUCAGAGCUAGCUACCCCGCCGGUCGCCUUUGAGAACAUCUUGCAGUGUACGGCUUUCAUCCACAAGGAGUGGAUCGGUUCAAAACCACAGGGAGGUAUUGUUGGACUUGGACAUGUAAAGCAAGAAAACAUGGGAGGUUCUUUAAAAUAGUUGUUUGUUUUAGCCUUUUUCAUUAGUUAUAGCCUCUAAUAGGUAGUGCUAUAAAAAAGUUGGCUUCGGAUGCGAACAGAUUGAACUAGUACCACAUUAUUAUGAAAUACUACAUGAUAUAAAGAUGAAAGUUUUACUA
Molecule: messenger RNA, 1789 nt
Organism: Salvia hispanica
Lineage: Eukaryota; Viridiplantae; Streptophyta; Magnoliopsida; Lamiales; Lamiaceae
Product: putative xyloglucan 6-xylosyltransferase 5
Biological process (GO): xyloglucan biosynthetic process
Cellular component (GO): membrane; endosome; trans-Golgi network
Molecular function (GO): hexosyltransferase activity
Source: RefSeq, a predicted model, not a curated record